UUCACAUCCAAACUCAAUGGCUGCUGCUUCUUCUACUUGUGUUUCAUCAACCAUUCUUCAUCGUCUUAAUAACAACACAUCAUCAUUAUUAUUAUCAUCCACAACAACAUCGCGUCAUCGCUCAUCUUCUCUAUCCCUCUAUUCGCGUAACACUUCAUCCAUCGUCCAAUUUUCCUCGAAAGGUUUGGCGAAACCGUCGAUUGAGAAGAAGAAAUCGCCGGUUCAAACAGAAGCUGUGAAGCAGUUGACCGGUAUUGUAACGAAAGCCGAGGGUUUUCGAUUUGCCAUUGUUGUCGCAAGGUUCAAUGAGAUUGUCACAAGGCCUUUGAUGGAGGGUGCUUUGGACACUUUCAAGAAAUAUUCAGUGAGUGAAGAAGACAUUGAUGUCUUUUGGGUUCCUGGUACUUUUGAGAUUGGGUUGCUUGCUCAAAAGCUUGGACAAUCAGGGAAAUACCAUGGAAUUGUUUGUAUUGGAGCUGUGAUAAGAGGUGAUACUACUCACUAUGAUGCUGUUGCUAAUACAACUGCAUCUGGAGUCCUUUCAGCUGGCCUUAAUUCAGGUGUUCCUUGCAUAUUUGGAGUCUUGACUUGUGAAGACAUGGAUCAGGCUUUGAAUCGUGCUGGUGGUAAAGUUGGGAACAAGGGCUCUGAGGCUGCUUUGACUGCUAUUGAAAUGGCGUCUAUUUUUGAGCAUCAUCUGAAGGCGUAAUCGCUGCGAAAUGGUCUAAUCAUGCAAUAGGAACAUGAGCCUGUUAUUUAAACUACUUCAUCCUUUUUUUGUUCUUUUUUGUUUGUAAUUUGCAUGAAAAAUCACAAAAAUGAAGAAAAAUAUUGUCUUGUGGUUUUGUUGAGUACAUGAAAGAUUUCAACAUAAUAAUGGUGAGAAUCAAGUGAAAAAACUUGAGAAUGGAUGUUGAUUUAAGCAA
This is a messenger RNA of Helianthus annuus (common sunflower), 926 nucleotides long. RefSeq names its product 6,7-dimethyl-8-ribityllumazine synthase, chloroplastic. Bases 17 to 709 code for a protein of 230 amino acids. Gene Ontology annotation, molecular function: 6,7-dimethyl-8-ribityllumazine synthase activity. Gene Ontology annotation, biological process: riboflavin biosynthetic process. The record is from RefSeq and is a predicted model, not a curated record. NCBI's taxonomy places the organism in Eukaryota, Viridiplantae, Streptophyta, Magnoliopsida, Asterales, Asteraceae. The transcript is spliced from 8 exons. Gene Ontology annotation, cellular component: intracellular anatomical structure; riboflavin synthase complex.